AGACCGCCGCCUUUCCGUUGGCCAUGGUGCAGCUCCGGCCGCGCUCGUCGCGUAUUCCCGCGCCGGCUGAGGCGAUGGUGGACGAGGACCAGGCGGCCUCGGAGGAGGAGGAGGCGGAGCACGGCCUGCUGCUCGCGCAGCCCAGCAGCGGCGCGGCCGCCGAGCCGCUGGACGAGGAGGAGGACGGGGACGACGAAGCCCCGGAGGAGCUGACUUUCGCCAGCGCCCAGGCGGAAGCCCGGGAGGAGGAGCUGCGCGUGCGCGCGAGUACUCGGAGGGAUAAAACGCUGUUAAAGGAGAAGAGGAAACGGCGCGAGGAGUUGUUCAUCGAACAGAAGAAAAGAAAGCUGCUUCCAGAUGCUGUUUUAGAGCAGCUAACGACAGCUUCAGAGGCUGACAUAAAGAAAUCACCAGAAAACGUAAAAGUUAAUUUGAAAAAGAAAAGUGAACAGCAUGCAAAAGGAAGAAAUUCCAAGAAAGUUAAAGUACAGAACGUGCAGUCUGUUGGUCAGACUAAAAGCUACAUGGCUGUAAGGCUUAAAGAUGAAGAUCUGAGAGAUUCAAGGCAAGAGGCAGCCAAACACUUCAUCCACAGUUGUUUAUAUGGUUCAGAUUCCAAGAGGACUACUGUAAACAAGUUCCUGUCUCUGAACAAUAAGAGGUUACCAGUGAAAAAGGCUGCAGCCCAGUUUCUGAAUAGCACCUGGGGUGCUCAGAAACAACAAAAUGCUAAGAGGUUUAAAAAACGGUGGAUGGCCAAAAAGAUCAAGAAGAAAACUUAUAAGUGAAUCAAAGUCAAGUUAAAUGAAGAACCUGUAUUUUGUAUGUAUAGAUUUUAAUGUUACUUGGUGUAGAGAGGGUUCAUUUCUCAAAAUCUAGUCACUGAUAAAUCAUUGUAAAGGAUCAUUAUAAAAAUCAUAAACAUUUUUGUUUUGGAAAACAGCUGGUCACAUUUCUUUUCUAGAACACAACAAUUGAGUGCCCUGAAGGGAGAAUCAGUUAAAGAGGAAUCUUCACCUUUUGAGUGGCCACAGGAGGGAGGGAUAACCAGAAACCAUUCAUCACGUCUUUUUAGUACAGCUGAAAAGCUAUUCUGGUGUUAUUGAUGUGAUUCCUGUUGUCAAGGAAUAAGAAGUCAUUGUUAAAAAGCACAGUGUAAAAAAACAAAAAAUCCAAAGAACAGGUAAAUAAAAAUCUGUUGGAGAAGACUUCAACCUCAGCUAGUACCUUUGUCUAGCCAUGGACGAAAUUCUUCUGAAAUAGGUGUUUUUGUUCUUUAAAGAGAAAGGUAGGGGUGUGUGUGUCACACACAUACCUGGUGUGUCAGGAGACAAUUUAUUAUAUUGAUUCUUCCCUACCCAAUGUGUGUUCCAGACCUGCUGAGCAAUCUUGCCAGCUCUGGAACAGCUUUUCAGAUUUUCUUUUUAACUAGUUUGGGGGUUUUGCUUGGUUGACAGUUACUUGUUAAGUUCUUAUUUUUCUAAUUCCAUGCACAAUGAAAGGUUUUAACUAAUGCAGUUACCUAAAGGUAGUCUUAGUCUGUAGAACUUAGACUGACAGUAAGACUCUAAGCAGUGUAUGAGAACCUAAUACAUAAAAUUCAACUGACACUAAUA
Mus pahari (shrew mouse) is the source of this 1616-nucleotide messenger RNA. It is a transcript of the gene Nol7, whose product is annotated as nucleolar protein 7. The record is from RefSeq and is a predicted model, not a curated record. Gene Ontology annotation, cellular component: nucleus. Lineage: Eukaryota; Metazoa; Chordata; Mammalia; Rodentia; Muridae. Gene Ontology annotation, molecular function: RNA binding. The transcript is spliced from 8 exons. The coding region runs from base 24 to 788 and encodes 254 amino acids.